AUGGCACACCAAGGGAAGUUCUCCAAAAUCACCCAAUUGCUUCUGAUAGGAGCUUUGUUGUUUGCUUAUUCGUCGGCAGAAGUCAAAAACCAUUACAUUUAUGGAAAAUACGUUAAGGAUCUGAAGCGCUUCGAUGCGUUACAUAAAGCCCUGCUAGCUCCGAAUGUUUCAAAGCUGGUGGUGUUCUCCAAUAAUGUGUGCGACGACUGCACCAUAUUCGAGGAGACCUUGCAGAUUGCGUCCCGGAAAAUAAAGGCGUGGGAUCGGUUCGUACGAGUCUACUUCUUCGACUGCAGCCAGGAGACAAAUGUGCGGGUGUGCCAAGAGUUCGACAUCCGUAAAGAGCCAUCUUUGCUCUUUUUUCCACCCCACUAUACGGAUAUGACCAGGGGCAUCGUACUCUCCACUACCGAACCCAUAGCCCCCCAAGUGGCCGCCCAAGUGGCGAUCAAUACAAAGGAGGACAAGAAAGACGGCGUGAACUUUAAGCCCCUAACGGCAGGCGAGGAUCUGAAGAGCCUCAUCAAGAAGUAUCUUUUGCUAAUUUUCCAGAAGAACGACACGGAAGUGGGCACCAUGACGCUCCUGGCGUUGUCAAACGUGCCCGAGAUCACCGUAAGAAUUGUCAAGGAUGCGGCGGUGAUGGAGAAGCAAGCUCCUGGCUUGAAGGUGGCUCUCUUCGAUAGCCAUUUGAAGAAAGUAAAUUUGUCGUUUAAAGAAGAAACCAGUGAAGACAUUGUGGAAAGUGUGUCAAAGUUGAUAUCGCGAAAAGCUCGGCGCCGUACAGGCAUUGGGAAAACCCAUUACUUUCAACCAAAAAUGGUGGACACUAUCGACGACUAUUACCAUGAGACGAUAGAGAUGGUCAUUGACACCCUCAACGAUAGAUCCGUAAUCUAUCGCGCUGACUUGGAACAGGCUCUGAUGAGGAUAUUGCACAUGGAGAUUCCCAAGAUGCGAACUCCGAGCGGAAUGCGGUUGGUGGCCCUUCGGAAUUGGGUAAAGCUCAUCUCGGAGGUGAACCCUCUUAACACGAAGGGCAGAACAGUGCUGAAGCAGUUGAACAAGUGGAUGGAGGGCGAAAAGAAACCUUCGGGAGACCAGUUUCUGGAGACGGUGUAUUCCCUGGAGAACGCCAUCGGAAAUGUCUUUAAGGGGCGGCACUACGUUGGCUGUGCUGCGACGAAACCCUUCCUGCGGGGCUAUCCUUGCGCCCUGUGGGUUCUUUUCCACUUCCUCACCGUGGAGGCGGCCAAGGAGCCGGUUCCCUUUAAGCCCGGCUUUGUGAUCCGCACCAUUAGGGACUUUGUCCAGUACUUUUACUACGACUGCCCUUACUGCGCCAACGAGUUCAUGAAAAUUUCCAGGGGCAUGGAUCAUGUGACUACCCAUGAGGACGAGAUCCUAUGGCUCUGGGAAGCGCACAACAAGAUGAACCUCAAGCUUGUUGGCGACGGCACUGAGGACCCCAAGUUCCACAAGGUUCAGUAUCCCCCCAAGGAACUUUGCCAUGAGUGCAUGGAUCAGACUUGGAACAAUGCCAGUGUGCUGAGUUUCCUGACGAGCAUUUACAACCUGAAAAGCUUGAGCUUCUUUGGACUACCCACCAUGACAGGAUACUAG
Messenger RNA from Drosophila bipectinata, 1623 nucleotides. RefSeq names its product sulfhydryl oxidase 1-like. Lineage: Eukaryota; Metazoa; Arthropoda; Insecta; Diptera; Drosophilidae. Gene Ontology annotation, molecular function: flavin-dependent sulfhydryl oxidase activity; protein disulfide isomerase activity. The record is from RefSeq and is a predicted model, not a curated record. Gene Ontology annotation, cellular component: Golgi membrane. Gene Ontology annotation, biological process: protein folding.